AUGAUUACGGAUACUACUGAUCCUGAUGAGCAGGUAAAUCUCUCAUUAUCUAUCCAAAAAUUGUUAAUUUCCGGUUAUGCGGCGAUUGAAUCCGUAAUUUUCGCCAUUUUAGCUUUAGAUACAUCAUUCUUUGACUUCCUGUUCCAAUGCGAGCAAUCCUGCCAGUACAGCCUCAUCACAGCUGUAAUUUGUAUUUCAUCAUGCGUAGAAUUGCCUUCUUUAAAGGUUUUUCUCACGAAAUACAAAGACUUCAUACUGGAGAUCUGCGCAAUUGGUGAAACAGCCUUUCCUGAUGACGGUGGAAGGAAAUCUUUCAUAAAUCUCCGGAAAUCCAUUGAAUUUUCUUCACUUUCACCUCAAUCUUUGUUCUUUGGUCACUGGUUCGGCCACUCCGAUACACCCGUUUUGCCUUUGAUCGCAAUAAUGAGCGAAAAAGACGAAUUAUUCGCUCCUUUAGUGAUGGUUGCGACUGAUGAGCUAAAGAACCUCAACGACAUCUGUUUCUCAGCCGAUAUUUGCAGGAGAUUGAUGCUAACUGGACCUUCUCCGCCUGCACAAUUAGCAAUUGAAGCAAUUGCAGCCAUUUACGAUCCAACAGUCAUUCUAAUGAAUCUAGUAUUGAAGAUAAUACCAUUUACAUUGUUUGUACCUGCAAUGGAGCUGAUUUACCGGUCAGGAAAAUUAUUAAAUUUAUCUCAGCAGUCAAUCAUCGAAGCAUACUUCUAUAUCACAAGGAAAUGCACUACCGGUGAAUCUCCUCGCUCCCUUUAUCACCUAGAAUACUUAGGAAAGCAUAUUGAUAAAAUACCAAAGGUUUCUUUCUUCAAUUUGUUCAAUGAGUUGAUGAUUUUGAAUCAGGAUCCAAGAGCAUCUGCGAGAUUCAUACUAAUGAUCACUUCAAACCCUUCAUUUUUCAACAUUAUUAAAGAAAACACAGAUUGUAUGAUGAAUUUGUACCAAAAGAUGAGACACUUGAUGCAGGACAUGACAAAGAUCGAUCUCCUUGCAACAACAUCUAUAAGUUUUAGAAAUUUGUUCAAAAAUCUCGCUGAUAUGAAAUUAUUUAAUAAUCCGCAAGUAAAUCAGUUCUUCUUGAUAGGUGUUAAUGGUUUAUCAACAUUCGCAAACAAAGGAAUACUCCAGAACUUAGUUACGGCGAUUUUUUGCGAUCUUUCUGGAAAUCCAAUUUUGAGUCCGAAAUUGGCCAGCCAAAUAAGGACCAGACUAAAGAACAAGUCACAGUUCAUUGAAUAUUUGCUGAAAUAUGACACAGCACUUGCAAAGAAAGAAUUUUCUGAUUACACACAGCAAACAUCAGUAAACGUUCCUAAAUUCAGUGCGAAACUUUGGGGAGCGCAAGGUUGGGUACUUUAUUGCUCAUCAAAACUCUAUUUUAAGAACUAA
Messenger RNA from Trichomonas vaginalis G3, 1404 nucleotides. RefSeq lists its product as uncharacterized. Bases 1 to 1404 code for a protein of 467 amino acids. Lineage: Eukaryota; Parabasalia; Trichomonadida; Trichomonadidae. The record is from RefSeq and is a predicted model, not a curated record. The transcript has a single exon.